This is a messenger RNA of Diospyros lotus (date-plum), 1497 nucleotides long. Its product is annotated as protein arginine N-methyltransferase 2. Gene Ontology annotation, molecular function: protein binding; aspartic-type endopeptidase activity; protein-arginine N-methyltransferase activity. Lineage: Eukaryota; Viridiplantae; Streptophyta; Magnoliopsida; Ericales; Ebenaceae. Gene Ontology annotation, biological process: proteolysis. The record is from RefSeq and is a predicted model, not a curated record. Gene Ontology annotation, cellular component: cytoplasm; nucleus. The transcript has 4 exons. The coding region runs from base 500 to 1333 and encodes 277 amino acids.
AGCAACAAAUCGAUCUGUUUCACAAUAUUGAAUGGAAGUGUAUUGAUGAUGGAGUCUUUUAUGCAAGGAUUGAAUCAAGAAUUUGAUGAUGUUCGAGGACGUAUACUUGGCACGAAACCUUUACCCAACCUAAAAGAGGUGUUUGCUGAAGUUCGGUGAGAAGAAACAAGGAGAAAAGUGAUGUCCUCUCUAGUACAAAGCUCAUCCACCUAAAUAGUAGUCCAGGGAUUUGCUUUAGCAGCUAAAUGAAAUGAAGGGUACAAUAAAAAAGCAACUCUUGGAAAGGACAAGCGGAUGUGGUGUGAGCAUUGUAAGAAGUCCAAUCAUACCAAAGAUAUGUGUUGGGAUAUUUAUGGCAAGCCUUCAGAUUGGAAGCCACGAAGCUAGAGAAAAAAGAAUGUUUAUGUGGUAGAGAUUACAACUGGUGCAGCCUUUCAAUCAUUUACAAUAGAACAUAUGAAAAUGCUUCAAAAAUUGAUGACUUCCUUAUCAAUGACUGAUGCCUCUAGAUCUGUCGCAUCAACUUCUACUAGUUCUGCAGCACUUACAUCACAUAAAGGAUUUGUCAUUAGAGAGGACGAUUGGGAAUGUUAAAAAGCGAAAUGGUCUCUAUUACUUGUCAGGGAUACAAGCUGAGUUGAUCCUGGGAACAAUUGCAAGAAGAGCAAAGCCAACUGGCAACUCCGAUGGUGACUACUUGGAAGAUAGGAUUACAUUUAGUGAGGAUAAGCUAAUGGACUCCAAUAGCAAGGCUGUCAUGAUGGCUUGGGAGAAACCACUGAUGGAGGCACAUGCAAAGGCUGUUUGCUCAGGAGGUGGGCACAUACUGAACAUUGGAUUUGGAAUGGGACUUGUGGAUGCUGCAAUACAGCAAUAUGCACCUAGUACCCACACCAUUGUUGAGGCUCACCCUGAGGUCUAUGACCGUAUGCUUCGUGCUGGUUGGGGUGAGAAGGAGAAUGCAAACAUAAUAUUUGGUCGUUGGCAGGAUGUUCUUCCUCAACUCAAAUCUUAUGAUGGUAUUUUCUUUGACACUUAUGGGGAGUAUUAUGAAGAUAUGAGAGAAUUCCACCAGCAUCUUCCUUCAUUGUUGAAACCUGGUGGCAUCUACUCAUUUUUUAAUGGCCUUUGUGGAGGUAAUGCCUUCUUUCAUGUUGUAUACUGUCAGUUGGUUUCUCUAGAACUGGAGAGUUUGGGUUAUUCCACACAGUUCAUACCACUACCUGUAAAGAAUUGUUUGGGAGAAGAAGUUUGGGAGGGUGUGAAACACAAAUAUUGGCAGUUGGACACAUAUUACCUCCCUGUUUGUCAGUCUAUACAGGAUUCUGAAUAAUACUUUGGUUCAAUAUUUCUUCUUGAUCUUUAAUAUGGUUAAUCAGUGGAGAAGUCAGUAUCUUUUACUGUUCAUGUCAUCCUUUGUUAGAAUUUUGGAUGGUUAGGGAUUAUAUAGAAUUGAUCCUUUAUGAAUCUAAUGCUUGUGGCCAUAUUCUUCUUGAA